Messenger RNA from Cicer arietinum (chickpea), 1690 nucleotides. RefSeq names its product F-box/LRR-repeat protein 14. Gene Ontology annotation, biological process: SCF-dependent proteasomal ubiquitin-dependent protein catabolic process. Lineage: Eukaryota; Viridiplantae; Streptophyta; Magnoliopsida; Fabales; Fabaceae. The record is from RefSeq and is a predicted model, not a curated record. Gene Ontology annotation, cellular component: SCF ubiquitin ligase complex. Gene Ontology annotation, molecular function: protein binding.
AAUUAACCUUAUUACAAUUAGCAACUUUCGUUUAGCAUCGUUUGGUUCGGUUUGGUUCCUUGGUAAGGCAUUGCAGAACUCUGAUCCAUCAUAUGAACAAAGGAGAAUAAUUUGAUGGAUAAUCUACCAGAGCAUUUAGUUUGGGAAAUAUUGAGUAGAAUAAAGAAAACUAGUGACAGAAACAAUGUUUCCCUAGCUUGUAAAAGGCUUUAUUAUUUAGAUAAUGCACAGAGGCAUUCUCUUAAGGUUGGUUGUGGAAUGGAUCCUGCAAAUGAAGCAUUAACAUGUUUGUGUACUAGGUUUCUAAAUUUGUCCAAAGUAGAGAUCACAUAUUCUGGUUGGAUGUCUAAGUUAGGAAAACAAUUGGAUGAUAUGGGUCUUUUCAUUCUUGCAAAUCAUUGUCCUUUACUCUUUGAUCUCUCCUUAAGUUACUGCACUUUUAUAACCGAUGUCGGUCUCCGUUACUUGGCUUCGUCUUCCAAACUGUCGUCGUUGAGGUUGAAUUUUACUCCCAGAAUAACCGGUUGUGGAAUAUUGUCGCUCGUUGUCGGUUGCAAGAAUCUCUCUAGGCUUCAUCUUAUAAGGUGCCUCAAUGUGAGCAGUGUGGAGUGGCUUGAAUACCUUGGGAAACUUGGAACACUUGAGGAUCUUUCUAUUAAGAACUGUAGGGCCAUUGGUGAAGGUGAUUUGAUUAAGCUUGGCCAUGGUUGGCAAAAACUUAAAAGGUUGCAGUUUGAAGUCGAUGCGAAUUACCGUUAUAUGAAAGUUUAUGACCGACUGUCUGUAGAUAGGUGGCAAAAGCAGCAUGUACCUUGUGAAAAUAUGUUGGAACUAAGUUUGGUGAAUUGCAUCAUAAGUCCUGGUAGAGGACUUGCUUGUGUGUUGGGCAAGUGCAAGAACUUGGGAAAAAUUCACCUGGAUAUGUGUGUUGGUGUAAGGGACUUUGACAUAAUUUGCUUGUCUGAAAGAUCAAGGGACCUUCGGUCGGUUUCGUUUAGAGUUCCAUCUGAUUUUUCUCUUUCUUCCUUGGUGAAUAAUAAUUUGAGAUUAACAGAUGAGAGCCUGAAAGCCUUGGCUCAAAACUGCUCAAAGCUUGAAUCAGUGAGAAUAUCUUUUUCUGAUGGAGAGUUUCCUUCAUCAUCCUCAUUCACAUUGAGUGGAAUAUAUUGCCUAAUUCGAAAAUGCCCGGUUCGGCAUCUUGCCCUUGAUCAUGUUUACUCUUUUAGUGAUGUUGGAAUGGAAGCUCUUUGCACUGCAGAACAUCUUGAAUCUCUUGAACUUGUGAGGUGCCAAGAGAUUAGUGAUGAGGGGCUACAGCUUGUGAGUCAAUUUCCCCGAUUGUGUGUUUUACGGUUACACAAGUGUUUGGGAAUCUCAGAUGAUGGAUUAAAGCCACUUGUUGGAUCAUUCAAGUUGGAUUUCUUGGCUGUCGAAGAUUGUCCUCAAGUUUCUGAAAGAGGUGUCCAAGGAGCUGCAAAGUUUGUGUCGUUUAGGCAAGAUUUAUCUUGGAUGUACUGAAUCUGUUGGGUUUCAUGGACGUUGUUAAGUUCAUGGCUCUGUCUUGACUAUACACAAUAGUGUUGUAUAUCUAUAUGUUGUAUAUCACACAUAUAUGAGAUUGUGCUUUUGUAUUAAUUUGUACAUUCUGUUAUAGUUGGUUUCUAUUUCUGAUUCUUAACUUAAUCGAUUA